This is a messenger RNA of Cladophialophora yegresii CBS 114405, 864 nucleotides long. RefSeq lists its product as uncharacterized. The transcript has a single exon. The coding region runs from base 1 to 864 and encodes 287 amino acids. The record is from RefSeq and is a predicted model, not a curated record. Gene Ontology annotation, cellular component: SNARE complex; endomembrane system. Gene Ontology annotation, biological process: vesicle fusion; intracellular protein transport. Gene Ontology annotation, molecular function: SNAP receptor activity; SNARE binding. NCBI's taxonomy places the organism in Eukaryota, Fungi, Ascomycota, Eurotiomycetes, Chaetothyriales, Herpotrichiellaceae.
AUGUCCAAUCCCUCGCAACUCCUCCUCCUCGCCGACCACAUCAAACUCUCGCUCCUCGAACGCCAGCGCGCCGUUUCAUUAAACCUCGACCCGAACCCGUCGCAAGACUCCAACAUCGCCCGCUCGUUAGAGUCCUUCCGCGAAGGCAUCGAGGCACUCUCAUCCCGCACUCCCGCGGACGAAUCGUUACCCCAACUGCGCUCGCAAUACAAUGACCUCUCCCGGCAGUUCCAGGGCGAGCGCUCCACCACGGCCGACGACACCCUCGCCUCCCCAAACGAUCCGGCUCUGAAAGAAGACUUUGCCCGAGCCAAGACACGAACGUCAAGCGACGCCGCGGCCCGCCAGCAGCAAAAGACUUCCAACCUAAGGAGAACUCAAGACGCCUCUCAAAUUCAGGCCGCCAAAAACGUGCGCUUCCGAGACAAUCCCUCGCAAGAAUCACUUGACGAUGCCGAGGACGAGGCAAACCGCGCGGCGCUCUUUCCCGCGCGAUACACGGACGUCGACGACCAAGAUCACGACGGUCGUGCGCGCACACCGGACCCGACGGGUGAUAUGUCGAACCAGCAAAUCCACGCGUACCACCAGCAGGUCAUUGCCGAGCAGGACGAGCAGCUGGACCGGCUCGGCGAAAGCAUAGGCCGACAAAGGCAACUCGCCAUGCAAGUUGGGGAUGAGCUCGAGGGCCAAAUCGGCCUGCUCGACGAGGUGGACCGCGGCGUGGAUCGGCAUCAGGGCCGUCUGGACGGGGCGAAGCGGCGGUUAAAGGGCGUGAGUCAGCGGGCCAAGGACAAUUGGGGCAUCACCACCAUCAUUGUCCUCAUCGUCAUCUUGGUCCUGUUGAUCAUCUUGUUGAAGUGA